AGGCCGUUCACUGCAGUCGAAUUCACUGCCUCAGACAUUGCAAUGCAUAUGAUGGUCCGUUGUGAGUUGACUUGAGAUGAACUCACCCCCUCUGUGUCCGUCGUAAGUUCGAUCCAAGGCAUCAGACCAAAAGGGUGUAAUGCCGUGCGAACUAACUCGGUCAACACUGCCGAGGAACCAGACUUCGAAUGCGCCCGGGCAAUGCAUUAAGACCAGUACAGUUUUCUAUCGACAUCAAAUGCGAGACCGUUCGGUGUAUAAGCAGCUGCUUCUAACCCGUUACAGCAUGUGCAUUGGCACGAAGUUGUGUGGGAUCUGCACAAGGUGGCUGAAAUCAGAAGGCUUUGCACUGGAUGGGAAACGAAACUUCAAAGCUCUUCGCAUGUCACGAAUGAUUCAUCGGCCGCUUUCCUUCUUGAUGCUUUCUUACCAUAAAAGGGAUGUCUUCCACUGCUUUGUCGAUUCACGGGACAACGUGGGCGGCACCUCUGCACCCCGACACGGCAUGAGUUGGUGCCAGUCUCGUCGAACACUUCUUGUGAUUCCUGAGCCUGGCAACUCUAGUGCUUGGUGCCCCAUGGGAGGCCGUGGCGCUGUUUGCAAAACAGGCCGUUGGUCUGCCCUUUUUUCUUUUCUGCAUUAAGGAACCCCUCAUGUGUGUCGAAAUGCGAAAGUCCUGUCAGGACUUCAAUCUCCAUGCUCGGAAGCCUUGCCAACAGGCGGUUUCACUCACCUCGUUUUCGGGGACGUUUCAUUUACUCGAAAAAAAGACAUCCGAAGGUUUAGCACUUGAAUCCCUGGAGAGAAUGCAUGGACCAUAGCGCUGUCGAGCCACGUUGCCGCAGCCUCAAUCGUGCCAUGGCAUUUUACCUGCUUUCAAAGUUUGGUAAUGCGCCAUAGCCAGGUGUUCCCACGAACAAUUCACGGAAGAAAGAGCCUGUGAACCCUGGAGUUCCCCAACGGCGUCCUAGUCUUCACAAUUCCACACCAUUCAUGUGCGGCAGCGACCGCGUGCCGCACCCGGUUUCUUUCAGGGCUGAAAACUAUCACAGAAACAGCCUGUGACAACUUUUUAAAAAACAAGACUCACCGCCUUUCCGUGCUUCCCAGUGUGGCUCUUCUGUGGCCUCCACUUUAUCAGACAUGCAUCAGUGUUCUCUCAGGAUGGCUCUGUGUCGGGUAACACGAAGCUUCAUUGCCAGUAUCCGCGUGCACUUACCGUACAGCCCGAGCGCUAUCAACAAGUAGAAUUCUGUGUCUAUCUAGCGCUGCACGGAAGUGGGGAUGAGGGAAGGUCACCUGUGAACCUUCGGGUUGAAAAAUCAACAUAUUCGUGGGGCGAUUUGAGAGUCUGCGGUCGUGCAAAUGCUCCACGCGUGAAGAAACGGCGCCUUCCCGUUGAAAAUGAUCGAUUGUGUCGCUGUAUCGAUCUGUUUUCGGUGUGCUGACGUUCCCGGUACCAGCAAUCGUUUCCCUCGUCCCAACUGCUGGUUUCAUUGCUCAUUUUUUGAGCAGCAAGUGCACAGAUUUUGCCCCUCUCUUGCUCACGCAAAUCCCCAGUCUUUUUAGCGCAAAAACUGACGGGAACCACCGGUCGGGUUUCCUAUCGGCGCACCGUAUUGAGACCGAAUCACAUCGACACCAGCUACACACCAACCCGUAUUUACGACUGAUGCCAUACCACUCGUCGGCUUUCCCCCCCUUUUUCUUCGCAGGACCAGAGUUUUUCCGAAUCUGCAUGUCCUCGAAGACUAUGAAUCAUCCGUCGAUAAGGUUCAAUGAGGGACUUGACAUUUUGCGGUUGUGUCGUCUAUCGAAUUUUGCCCCUCCAGGCACGCUUGAUCCUCCAUAGUAGUAGCGGUCACUUCUGCGUCGUCGUUCGCCUCUCCCGCCUGCUUGAAUAGCGGUUUCUCUCGAGCGCCUGUGUUUCAGCGUUUUGUGUCUCGGUUUUCCACGGACCAAUUCGUUUCUCAUCUUUUUUCACUGGCGGAGGCCGACCUGAUUGGUAAUCUGUAUAUCGUACCAGCCAGAGAGGCCAUCUCCCACUAUCUUUCGCAGCCGACGUAGCUGUUCAUGUGGCACUGGGGAAUGAACCCUCGGCUGCCGACAAGCUAUUCCAGUGAGACUCUGAGCUACCCUGAAAGCCGGUUCGAGGUGCUUUUUUGCCCGGAAUUUUUCUCAACUGAAAAAACUGCCGAAAUUUCUUGUCGAGCGCAUCUUUCUCCGAAUGUCUUCAGUUUAGGACCGAGGAGAAACUUUUGUGGCAGAGACACGGCACCUGGUGCCUACCUCCCGCUGCUUGUUGGCGGUGCGUCUUUCUCAGAGUUGCGGAGAAGCCGCGUUCGCCCUUUUAUAACUCUCUGCGUUGAGCUAAAAUUAUUUUGAUUUUCCUUCGGCGGCAUCUGAAAUUCACUAUUUUCUGGCGUUUUUGGCAACCAAUAUAAACUUGCCGGUGGCUACUUUUCUUCAAAGACGAGGCAUCUGUCUGAAAAAACUGGGCAUGGUCUUUGUGAGGCGGGUGUUGUCGCAACAAGUCUGUCGCUGUGGCUUUCUGUCGGUCACGACAUCCGUUUUUUUUCUCUUGACGCAAGCGCCUCUCUCUCGGAUAUUUUUCUGAACCGACCUCCCAGUGGCUUUCUCCAGUUACCUUUUCUCCUGCUGCAAGGCUGCGGCGCGAACUGGUGGUACAGCCUCGAGCAUAUAGUAGCCAAGGUAGAGCCACGUCUCGCGGGCGUUGGACACCGUUUCCCCACUCUUUCUGGAAGCUUUGUUGGGCGACACAUGGCUAGACCUGCAACGGGAUAACGGUUUCUAGUACACAAUGUGCGUGAGCUGCGAAUCCACCUUCCGGCGGGGGUGACGACUGUGUGUGAACAUCGGACGCGCUUCGUCCUCUGCAGCCGCCUGUGGAGCGGUGAAGUCUGCCGUGCAGCACUCUCGCUUUUUCGUGUAGUGUACAAAGACGAACAGGGAAUUUCUCUGCGCCUCGAAAUCACGGGGCGUCUCGCUUCCGGACUCCGUAGUCUACGCAGCCCCAGACGACACGCAGUGCAAGCAAAAUGUGGAACUGCCGUGUUUGUAGCAGCACUCCCUUCGCGUCUCUCUUCGGCUUCGGCUCCAGCUCCGACGACGACAAAAAGAAGAAAAAAAGAGGCGGAUCCACUGGCACUGACGCGAGCUACUCGAGUUCUGAGGGCGAGAGCGUCUACACAGAUCGAUACGCAACCCAGGAAACCUUCGAGCCUCGAAGCCCAGAGGAGAUUGCCACGUUGUGUCGGGCGUGGGAGUACUACGUUCACCCCCGGGCAAAAGAAUUCUGGCAGACCUCAGAGGCUCGAAUGGAAAUCUUGAAAAGAAUCGCUGCAGGCGUACACCGUGACUAUGAUCCUGUCCUCGGAGAUGAUCGACAGUGUGUGAUUUGGUACGGAGACUUGAGUGAGGACGAUCACCUGCCCGUCAUUCGGAUGGUGAAGCCGGGCGAAUCACAGGAGUCGCAGACCUACGUCAACCGAACCCUCGUCUUCCUCUACGCCGACGAGGAAAGUUUCAACGAACUCCAGGAGAAGCCCAAAAAGGCGUUUACGAUGGCGUGCGGGAAUCCGAUGUGUGUCAAUCUUACGCACAUCGCCUUGGAUGAGUAAAAACGCGCCACACAGGGUUCGCCGAAACCUUCGCAGUUGGCAGCAGGGAGAGCCAACUCCGCUGUCGGGUUCUUGCUGGUUCCAGGCGGCGGAUUUCAGAAAGACAAUUUCGUAUCUGCAGUUGCAGAAUAAAGCCCCGUAGCCGUGGUGACGUGCGGCUUUGUCUCGCUUCUCUUGUACAUAAGUCAAUAACUCGAACCUUUGCUCCUUUGUUGCUCUGUCAAACAGUGAAAAUACACACUCGUUUCUCGCGCAUCCGGUGGACGCCACGCUUGUCAGUUUCUACCGUUGGCGACCUCACUCAGGCACCGAACCUGAGUCUCUCUUUUCUACUUGUGUCGUGUGUGUGUGCGCGUCGAGCAUCAUAUCGUGUUGAAUCGUGGGGGCUUGUUUCCCGCCGCAUGACGGCCGCGAGCCAAGCGCGCUCAGGUUUGCUUCGGGGUUCGUGGCACCGAUCAGCGUCGGUUUUUUUUAGGACACCAGACUGCUGCGACAGAGGCAGAACAGAAACCUAAUAGACAAGGGGGUUGUUGGGUUCGGUCACCGCGCACUCGGUCCUUUUUCCGUCUCGGAUAGAAAUUUGUCGCUGCAGUUUGAGAUGCAAGCUAGCUUCGCACGUCGGACGAGCGAACGGGAAGACCAGGCGUCAUUCCACAGAAGGUUAUGGGAAAGAGGACUCGAGUCUGCAUUUUUGACGCAUCACUACUUUGUCAGUUGGUGACUGACUGGUACGCUCGCAGACUCCGUCUGCGUGGUUUCUGGGGAGUUUACAACCGAAUGCACCGGCGAAUUUGUCCCGCUGCUGGGUCUGGUUUUGCGAAAACUCGUGUGAGAACGGCGCAGAGUCGACACGGCUUUUGUUAAUGGCUCGCGAUGUGCAAAGACGUUCCCGUUGAGUCUCAGAGAAAGCCGCUUGGCGAAGCUGGCGGUGGAAUUCCGAGCAGCAUCCGCUUAUCGCAAGACAAAACGCGGGUGCGCGAAAGAAAAUCUACACACGUCUCGCUAGAUUCACGUGUUUUUGUCCGGGCAAAUGAGGCGUCGGAAGUGCUCUCCAGAGGCGGCAUCUGUUCCGUACAGCUUUCAGCAUGUGUGUAUACAGGUGCAUACAUGCAUUCGUAACUGUUGCAGAUCUUUACCUGGUGUUUGUCGCAUUUCACAGUUCUUCGUGCAUGCUUAUUGCGAAUGUGGUGCAUGUAGGUACAGAAUACAGAUUCGUGUUGUGGUUACAGCUUGCGCAUGCUUGUUUCUUGUAUCGGAUUGUGUACCGCGUUCAACACGGCAAAGAACGGAAGCGGAUCUUGUGACUGUUUGAGGCCGGGCAGCGAUCUUGAAUGUGCUCGUUUUUUACAGUACACCCACCGUCUUGUUUGCUGCUCACCCGUAACAGACAGCUCGUUUCACCAACGGUGUUGCUAAUUUACACUCAAGUCAUGCACGAAUGAGGCAUUAGAGAGAAACCCGUUGACAGCUGUUUGAGAACAACUAACUGCUGUUCCGGUGUUACUGCACCAGGCAGAAAGUGGCUUUUCGAAAAGACGCUUCUGAAUACCGCUAUGCUUAGAGCAGUCAACAUGACGGUCAGGAAAAGCACAGUAGAAAUUGGCCCCGGUCGUCAGAAUCAAUUAAGAUCUCAAUCGCAGGUCCAAGUCGUCUAUAUACCCCUCUCUCUCCCCCUGAAGAUGAAUGCCGGUGUUUUGUGAGCCUGCGAAGGGGUCAACAGUCCCGGACAAAGGCAGUUCGCAGGAAUGCUCAUGAUUGUAAAACUGCUCAUGGCUUCCCGCUGCCGAAAACAAGAAACAGACUCUGACUCUCGACUCUACUGACGUUUUGCUGAACUGAGUGCACACGGCCGCUUUACUUUAGGGGAAACGUCAGGAAGUCUGCUCUCACCAUUUUGACAGUCCGUAGACAUGAUAUCAUUUCCUCGUUUGCACUUGAGAAUACUUCUUUUCCCCUCAAGGCAAAGACGUUGCCCGUGUUCCGGACUCUCGAGGAGACGCAUUCAAAAGGGUCGUUCUCCCUAGUUUGUGUCCUUUUUUUUUGAAAAUGCACUAAAAACCAGCGUCGACGCC
Toxoplasma gondii ME49 is the source of this 5713-nucleotide messenger RNA. RefSeq lists its product as hypothetical. Bases 3060 to 3641 code for a protein of 193 amino acids. The transcript has 4 exons. The record is from RefSeq and is a predicted model, not a curated record. Lineage: Eukaryota; Apicomplexa; Conoidasida; Eucoccidiorida; Sarcocystidae.